AAACAAUUGACUGGACGGGAGCAAAGUCCCCAGCUACACUACACUGUUUAAGGGGUCAAAGAAGUCCCUUUUCACGUCAUGAUACCCGGGCCUCACCACUAUUGAUCCAAUCUCUUCCAUUCUCUCGUAAUCUUCACACGCACAAUUGUUCACAUUGCGCAUCAUACCAACCAAGACGCGUUUGUUUCUGCAGCAACAACACCGCUCACCACCAAAAAGUGGGUCCCUCCACGAACCUCACCAUGUCCUCACCAACACCUUUAUCGACGACACCCUCACCACUCGACGCCGAGAUCGAAUCUCUCAAAGCCAAAGUCACAACCCUCAAAUCCCACCUCCGCAUCCAAACCUCUACCCUCAUCUCCUCCCCUUCUGUCUCCUCCCUUCUCUCCAACCCGCCUUCCUCCUCGCACCUCAAACCAAAGGGCCUCACCCCAACCAUCCUCAAAUCCCUCCGCCACCACGCCUCUCUCCAAAAGGCGCACAACCAACAAUCCCUCUACCGGACUUGCGCCACCAUCACCACCUUCCGCGUGCAAGACCCGGACCCGAACGCGGUAGACGGCGGAGCCGUCCUCGGGUUAAGGAUAGAGGUCUUUGCGCGCGGGAGGUUCAUGAGGCCCUAUUAUGUUUUGAUGAAUCGGCCUUGGUCGGAGGGGACCAAGAAUGGGAAGGCAGGAAAUAGCAGCAGCAGCAGCAGCAGCAGCAAAGAGAAGGAGAAGAACCGAAGCAGCAGCAGAAAGGCAACCACCGGCGGCGGCGGGAGGUACGCAAACUGGCUGCGAGUCCACAGACAUACCGUUCCCCCUUGUAUUCCGAUUUCAGGAUUAGCUGCGCGAUACUUGCCAGCACCACCAUCACCAUCACCAUCAUCAUCAUCAUCAUCAUCAUCGCGACGACGACCCAUCGAAGAAGAAGAAGAAGAAGAAGAACAAGGUGGUGUGAGGGAGCAAAACCUUGUCAAGUUCGCAAGAAGCUUAAGAAGGGAGUUGGUGCGGUAUCAUCACCGUCUGGCAACCAUUACGGACCUGCGGAGGGCGAUCAUGGCGGAAGAUCAACAAACCGAGCAACAAGAAGAAAAGGGCCCAAAUAAAAUACAAGACGUCAUCCCCGCCGAUGCCGAAGCGAAACAAAUCACUGUCGAAUGGGCAGAUGGUCAGACGGGACGCUUGGUGAUGGGUGAUGAUGGGGAGAUUGUGCAGGUUGUUGCGUUGAAUGGUGGUGGUGGUGGUGGAGGGCAAGGAAAUGGAAGUGGGAGGGAUAGAGAGGUGGUUAGGGAGUUGGUAGGGAAUGCGAAAAGGGUGGAGGAUGUUGUUAGGCGGUUGGGGUCGGGAACAAAGGUUUGAUGGGCGUGUAGAACUGCCUGGGUGGGGAGAGUUAGGUCAAUUUGAUACCCUGAAUGAACAGUUAUUAGGUACGUUUCGUCGAGGCAAAGAGAAAUGUGAUGAGUAGGUAGACAGUAGCCAGGCGCGCUUACCUCUAUCCAUCCCCAA
This is a messenger RNA of Neurospora crassa OR74A, 1493 nucleotides long. RefSeq lists its product as hypothetical. The coding region runs from base 243 to 1346 and encodes 367 amino acids. The transcript has a single exon. NCBI's taxonomy places the organism in Eukaryota, Fungi, Ascomycota, Sordariomycetes, Sordariales, Sordariaceae. Gene Ontology annotation, cellular component: kinetochore; Mis6-Sim4 complex. The record is from RefSeq and is a predicted model, not a curated record.